Lingula anatina is the source of this 2885-nucleotide messenger RNA. RefSeq lists its product as uncharacterized. Gene Ontology annotation, biological process: regulation of apoptotic process; protein ubiquitination. The record is from RefSeq and is a predicted model, not a curated record. Gene Ontology annotation, molecular function: protease binding; metal ion binding; death domain binding. Lineage: Eukaryota; Metazoa; Brachiopoda; Lingulata; Lingulida; Lingulidae.
CAACCGAGGGAAAUUCCAACCCCAACAUAUCACUGAAUUACGAUGCAAACAGAACACAAGAUCAACAACAAAGAUACCAAGGUUUUUAUGAUAUUGGGCAUACUGGACAGCCUACAACGCAGAAUCGUAUCUAUAUUGAACAGCAAUGGCCAGGACAACAUGGACCACCCCCUUCAGUAUACGGUGUCAGCGGUAGGCACGGAUAUGGCCCAGUGCCGCAGAUGUACCCUCGACCGGUUCCACUGAUGCAGCAACAGAUAAAUACCCUACAGGCCGUAACUUCCAUUGAACCUAAAAUGAACGUCAGGUUUGACGAUUUGCAAGGGAAAAUCACAGUCAUUGAUAAACGGCUGCAGGAAUACGCCUUUUUACAAAAACAAGAUGGCUUGAGGUUAAAUCACAUCGAGAAGAUGCUUGCUCGCAUUGACCAGGCAGUAAGUGGGCAUAGUGAAGCCAUCACGGAAAUGCCAACGAUGCUAGCCCAAGGAAUCGAAUUGAAUGAAAGAAUGUCGAAUGUUCAUCCACAGGAUUUUUUCAACCACCAAACCAUGGACAUACAUUCAACUGUUGAUGAGAGAUCUAACACCGUUCUAGUGGAUAACCAGGAAAGACUCGGAAUGGUCCCUCAACGACUGAGUGCAGAUAUUGAGAGAGGAGGCCAUCCAGAGCCCAAAAUGGACUUGUUCAGAACUUGCCAGCGAGGACCAAUUGCAAUGACCAAACAACAUAAAAGAAUCCUACAAAAGAACCACAAAGCACUAGUGGAUGAUCUGGAAUUUAAUCUGAUUUGUCCACGUUUGUUUGAAGAUGGAAUUUUGAAAGAAGAUGAUAUUGAACAGUUAAGUAACAUAGCUGUCUCAUCAGUUAGAAACAGAACUUUACUCGUGAACAUACUGCCCAAGAGAGGAGAUGCUGCGUUUUGGAGCUUUCGAAAGGCGCUGAAAGAUACGAAACCGUGGCUUGACAAUCUGUUAGAAGAGAAAACGAAUUACGUGACCGCAGAACUAAAAGUGGAUUUAGUGUCAUUUACUGGGAAUAUUGUCAACAGAGAGCGUCUGCAGCGGGCACAUCAGAUAAUUGAGGAACAGGCACCGAUGCUUCAAGAGGCCCUAAGUUUGAUACACCUCACGAUGGAAAGCAUCAAGUCCGGCUGCCUCUUAUGUACGCUUCGAUUCGACGCCAUAAAUGUUCUUGAUAAUUUCUGGGGUUGGACGAAUUCAAAAUCCAAAGAGCCUUCGCCACUUUUGAAGGUAGUAAGAAAUGCGUUGCGGACUAGGGAACUAGAUAGAAUUAUGGAACAGAAUGGUUUUGAAUUCUUGCUCAAGGGAGAAAUGAGUGCCGAACAGUAUUUUGAGAAAAGAGCACAGCUGUUGCAAGAUAGCCAAUGCCUUCCAGUCAGGUCAGCAGAUGAUUGCCUGCAUCCGUAUGUUGGACGCUCUGUCUUUGAAAAUGAAACGGAAGAGCGUCUUUCUGUUAUUUUGUAUAAAUUACAUAAGCAAGCGUAUGGGGAAGACACAGUUCCAACUUUCACCAUGUUUCUGAACCGCUUAAGCGAUAGUGUUAGGGCUCGGCAGAAGGUGCUUCGACUGCGAGGCCUUUCAUCAAAUUUGCUUGUUUCCUACACCAAUAUGAAACGGGAUUGGGAGAACUUAACUGCUGAUCGUGUCGAGAAAGACCUUGAACUACAAGAGCUCCGAGAAAAGCAGUUGGCCAAUGCAGGGAAUCUGAGUGAAAUUGAAUAUCACCGACAGCAACUUGCAAAUUCUGAAAAAAACUGUGAAACAUUAAAACAGCAAUUAGAGGAAGCAUCUGCAGAAGUUACUGUCAAAAAUGACGUUAUUAGCCAGUUGGAAAGUCGCCUGAAAGAUACGCAGAUGCAAAUCAAAGUCCAAGAACAACAAACGAGAAGCACACGGGUUGAUCGGACACAAAAUCCUACUGACGAAGAAGAGUCGCCGCUACAAGAGAUGCAGAGACAGCGCAAUCGAGAGCAGGAGCUUCUAGCAGUUAUAAAAGAAAAAGACGAACAAUUAAGUCAGUUAAAAGGGCUCCUUGACGGGAUAAGACGUAUACCAGGAGAAGGUUUCGUAUAUUCAAAUCAAGGCAACAGGGUGUUUGAACUUGAAGACCCCGCGUCACAGAAUGUUACCCAUCAAAAGGAUGUGGAUCUUUUAAAAGGAUAUAUGCAUGGUCCCCAAAACAGAGAACGAAGAAUCCCAAACAUUGUUAGUGCAAUGUUUAAUGAACAGAAUUUUUCACAAGGCCAAGGGAAAGAGGCUGAAUUUGAGGACACGUAUAAAGAAGGCAAUAAAGAUGUAGACAUUGAACGAGGAAAUCAGAACUCGCCAAAGGCACCAGUGCCUGAGCAGGAAGGCGCCACUGAUACCACCCUUAACGUCGUGACAGCUGAAUCAGAAAAGGACCAAGCUGCAGUAGGUGGGGAGAGUACCGAGACUAAUACGGAGGGCAGUGUGCCAGGUGAAAAGAAGAUAAGACGAAGCAAAGGCUUGGACACGGUAAUAUGUAUUGACACAUCUGGAUCGAUGAAGACAGCCUUUCCCAAAGUUAAGGACACGGUGUUGCAGAUAUUAGCUCGCAUGGAGCACGAUGCCACAUAUUAUGGGUUUGAGGAAAACGUGUCCAUUGUUCAGUGUGGAGGAGACGGCACCGGUGUGGUGGUACCGCUGACUUUCGAUUACGACAUGGCGCGGAGGGGAUUUGGUACGACAGAUUUUCAAAAUGAUUGUUCAAGUUUUACAGUAUCUACUGAGGCUAUACUUAAACAAUUACCAGUAUAAGUAAGUGACCCUUUCAAAUGCAUUGUGUGACAUCCCAGUCUGGACGCUGCCAUUUAUGCCAUCUGGCAACGUGCCCCACUUCAUAGU